UAAGGCGUACCGAGGCAAGUGGUGACGUAAGGCUCAGUCAGUUAGGUUAGUAAGUUAACACACUACGUUAAGUAACCUGAGCAUCCUUGACUUUGGUGUAAUUAGCUAUAUAUAGACAAAUGCUGAAUCACAAUAGCUAGCCAGAGUGCGACAACCAAGAGUAUGAUAAACCAAACUGCUGCUGAAAGUGAUGAAUGGUUGGACUGUAAAACUUAGCCACCCCCAGCCUCAGUCUCACCGUCGGAGAGCGGCUGCAAGCUAACGCGAAGCUAGGCAAACAUUCCUUGACUAACCGGAUCCGAUGACAGAGGUUAACUCAUCUUGCUGCUCGCUGGCCAUUGACGCGGUGGCUGUGAACUAGCGCUGCUGUCACAAGUCAAUGUAUACAAGUGACAACAGAAGCUGUGUCGUUAGUUUGAGAUAAUGUCAGCUAGCUGCGGCGGGCGGCGUUAGCUUUAGCAAAACAAGAGCCGUGCUUGAAGCAGUCAGCUGACAGUCUGCUGUAAGCUGCCAAUAGACCAGUGAUGGAUCAACUCAAAGUAAAGGAUCGCAUAUUGGAAAACAUCUCCCUGUCCGUCAAGAAGUUGCAGAGUUACUUCGCAGCCUGUGAAGAUGAGACUCCCGCCAUCCGAAAUCAUGACCGGGUCCUGCAGCGUCUGUGUGAACACCUUGACCACGCUCUGCUGUAUGGGCUGCAGGACAUCUCCUCAGGCUACUGGGUCCUGGUCCUUCACUUCACUAGGAGAGAGGCUGUCCGACAGAUAGAUGAGCUUCAGCACAUUGCAACCAACCUUGGUCGAAGUCGUGCAUGGUUGUACCUGGCAUUGAGUGAGAGCUCUUUAGAGAGCUAUCUACGCCUUUUCCAGGAGAACCAAGCAUUACUGCAGAAGUAUUACUUCAAGAAUGCACUGGUCUGCAGUCACGACCACCUCACACUCUUCCUCACACUAGUGUCCGGCCUGGAGUUCAUUCGCUUUGAUCUGGAGCUGGAUGUGCCCUAUCUGGACGUGGCCCCCUACAUGCCAGAAUACUACAAACCCCAUAACCUGCUGGACUUUGAGGAAAGGCUGCCCAGCUCAGACAGCUUGUCCCUGCACUCCUUCACUUCCCUCACCUCCACUAACCUGGAGUGGGAUGACAGCGCCAUAGCCCCCUCCAGUGAAGAUUAUGAUUUCGGUGACAUCUUCCCCGUGUUGCAGUCAUUGCCAAGUGCAGACUGGGAAGAGGGUGAUCUGACCGACCAGGCCAGCUGCCCGCGAUCCAGUGGCUCUGAUCCCCAGACAGUCAUCAGCGAUACGGUGGUCCUUUCUGCCAGCACUGUUAAGGGGAAGGUGGCAGCACAUCUUUCUCCACACAGCCCCACAUCCAGGCACAACCCCUUCAAUGAGGACUCAGACACCAACACCUCAGCCGACGUCACGCCGGUUCAUGUGGCCAGCCGCCAAAACAACGGCACCACCACUGGAGAUGACAUGGAGAACGCCAGCAAUGAGCUGGAAGUCAUCAGGAUGGCCAGACGAAGGAAACCAGCCAAAAAGCGACGAGGGAAGGGCUCCACAGAUUCCAGCAGCAGCCUCCAUAACUCUGUCUCCUCCGAGCACAUGGAAAUGGAAAACAGCCUCCUGGCCUCAGACGAUGUGGAUUCGUUAAACGGCACUGUAAUUCACCUGGAUGCUGAGGCAGAGUUGAGGAGAAGCAGGGUGGGAUCAGAGGUUGUGGAAGAAGGAGAUGAGGACGGAUUAGAAGGCCUCCUGCGGCUCCCGGAAAUGACGGACACCUCCAUGGACACGGUGGGCCAACCCCUCCGUGAUGUCAUGGACCGGCUCAAUGGGGCUCUGGAUAGGGAGGAGGCCUGGGAGCACCCUGAGGAGGGGGGGGAGAAAAACAGUAAAGGCUGUGACAAAGGCCCCGAACCCCCUGCACAGCAGCCCUUUCGAGAGGAUUCAGGGGGCAAGCCACCUGACCGAGCCCCCAGAGAGAUGUCUCUCACCCCUCUGGCCACGAGCCCCAACUUCCUGCAGGCCUCUCCUGCGCCUGCAGACUUAUGCUGCUUUACCGCCUUCAGUCCAGACUCUACUCCCACGGGUCGUGGCCACUAUGACUCUUCAGAGCAUAGCCAGUCACAGACUCUUUCAGGUGGCCUUGAAGGUGAAGGAGAGGCAAAAGCAGCAGCAGGACAGGAGCCAGACGUGAAAACCGGGGAGGAAGACGCAGUAGGAGAUGAAACGGACAAGAAUACUGUUACUGAGGAAGCGGAAGAACUACAAGAGGAGCUUAGUCCCUCUGAAAUUUCUCAUCCUGCAGAGUUUAAAGUGGACAACAAUCAUUUGCUUCUUCUCAUGAUUCAUGUGUUCAGAGAGAAUGAAGAGCAGCUGUUCAAGAUGUUGAGAAUGAGUACAGGCCAUAUGGAGGGGGACCUGCAGCCACUUUACUUGCUGCUGACUGACUGUUACAUCUACCUGCUUAGGAAGGGUGCAGCAGAGAAGCCCUACACAGUAGAAGAUGCUGUUUCUUAUAAUGAGCUGGACUAUCUUUCAGUGGGCCUUGACCAGCAGACAGUAACGGUGGUUUGCACCAACAGACGAAGAAAAUUCCUGUUGGACACAGCUGAUGCCUCUCUGACUUUGUGGUUCUUGUCUGUUCUCAAGUCAGCCAUGGUGAAGGGUUGUCGUGAGCCUCCUUACCCCUCUGUUCUGACUGAUGCUACCAUGGAAAAACUGGCUCUCACUAAGUUUGUCUCCCAGGAAUCUCAGUGUGAGGUUUCUGAAGUUUCUAUCCAACUGUAUUCACUGGUCCACUGGGAGGAUCCAAUGGACAUGACUCUGUCACCCCAGGGUGGCCCAUCAAGGUCUGGAGUACCUUCCAGCACCAAAGAGGGGACUGUGCAGUACCGGGCUGGAUCCACCUACCUGGGAAAAGAGCUGUGGAAAAGCUGCUACCUCGUCCUCAGCAAUGGGAUUCUGUACCUGUAUGCAGAAAGAAUUGAUGUGACACCUGUGAUGUCAGUCACUAUGGGAGGAGAGCACUGUGGAGGCUGCCGUCGCUCAAAUAGCACAGAGCGUCCCCACGCUUUCCAGGUCAUCCUGACAGAGCGGCCUCCGCUGGAGCUCAGUGCCAGCAAUGAGCAGGACAUGGCUGAUUGGAUGCAACUGCUCUGCCAGUCCGUCUCCAAAGGGGUCAUCCCUCAGGGUGUGGCCCCGACUCCAUGUAUCCCAUGUUGCCUAGUGGUGACAGACACGAAGCUGCUAACUUGCCAUCAGGACUGUCAGACCAGUUUCUUCCGUUCGCUGGGCAGCGUUGAUAUCUGUGAUGUCACUGCCGUCAGCGUGGAGGCUGACAAGCAGUACUGUGUUAUUGAGUUUGCAGCAGAUCGGACCCAGUUCCUCCCUCCAUGGGUGCUGUAUUUCAGUGGCUGUGAGGAGAGAGACCGACUGUUGGAGGCAUUAGACAUCACAUGGAAGGCCAUUUUCCAGGUUGACCUCCCCCACAGAGAGGUGUUGGAUCCCUCUGUGCAGAAGCGCUGCCGUGAGGCCCUCGCCCUGAUGAAGAGUGCCUGGCAGAGAGCAGACAGUCUGGCCCGAGGCAGAGCCCAGCGUGAACCCUGGUGCUGACAGACACAAACAGGCACACAUACACUUACCUGUGGGUAGCCACUGACACAGACUGACCAUACCAGUCUGAUGUAGUUCCAGGAUAGAUGGAUUUAACUCAUCACAGUCACUGCAAACUGUUCAGAGUUCAAAGCUGAAAGACUGAGAUAAACCACAGCUUGUGAUGCACCGCUGAUUCGAUGAUGAAAUGUUUCUAUCAGACAAACGUCCUGCAGAAGUAGCAAUGCAUAUGGCACAUCAGAUUUUAUUGGAUCCUGGUGAUACAUUAUUAGCCAUUAUUCCUUCAUUAGUAGUUCUUAAGAAAUAGCAGAAAUGCAGAACAAAUAUGCUGAAUCAAGUAAAAGUUUGUGUCAAAUGUUCUCUAGGUGAUGAUGGAUAAAUGUACGCACAAACAGUAGUAGUGUCAUAGGAAUUCGUUGUGCAUUCAAAGAUAUCCUGCUGAACUGAGAUUGAGAAUUUUGUCUCAACAAAGUAAAUGUCAAAGUUUUCUUCAGAGGAGAAGCCACCUUAAAAUUAACACUGAUGUGCAGAUUUCCUCUUCGAAGCCUUGACUUCAAGAGGUGGACUGCAUAAUGAUAGAACCUAUUUAGUACAUUGAGGAAGCUGAGUUAGGAGAAAGACAAGGAUCCAUAACCAGCAGCUUCCCUGCACAGUGAAAUGAGAGAAUUAUUAUUUUUUCUUUAAAAAAUGAAUCUGGUGACAUAUAAGGAAAGCCAUAUAUGAAAGGGCAGUUGCUGCUUAUUUGCGACGUGGAAAAUCUUACACUCCUUGCCUUGCUUACAAAAUAAACCAGUAAUGCUCUCUGCUCACACAACUCGCACAACUGUGUGAAGAUAAAAGGCACUCUUUGCUUACUAACAGUUACAAGGCGUUCUACUGAACCCUAACUGGGGUACAAUUAUUGAGUAAAUGUACAGCGCUUGUACAGUAUCAGUGCAUAAUCACUGGUGGUUGUGUAUGUGUCUGAUAUUCAGCUUUGGUUCAUACCUCUACACUGAAUUAUUGUCACAUUGUACAUUAACUUAAGAGAAUGAGGAUCUCAAUAUGAAGGAUAUCUGGAUAUUUAACACUUGCACUGUUACAUGACAUGCUCAUGCCUGUGUCGUCUAUCUGAGACUUUACCAAUUCAAAUGUUGUCACGCAGAUAAAAAAAAAAACAUCAGGAAAUGCAACAGACUUGCCUUUUUCUCCACUCUGUAGAGACGGGUGGAGGCUUCCAUGCAGACUUGCACAUUGUUAGUCUUUUUUUUUAAUGGUACCAGUUGUGGUUUUGUGCUAAUAUCAUAACAUGUGCUAUGUUAUUUCCAUUUUAGAGAAAGUGGGAACAAUUGUUACUAAAUUAUUCAAUUGAGUGGUGACAUUUUAAUGGUAUUGACUUUUGUGUCUACAUUAGCAGACUUGUCCUUCCCCUUUAGUGUGGGUAAGUAUAACUAAAAAGAGUCCUCUACUAACUAGCGGCUACAAGUUAUCUUGGCUUGUCCUUUUUAUUUUGCACCAGUGGUUGGUGGCAUCAUACUGUACUGUCCAGUAAGAUCUGGCCAAUCCCACACUAAAUUAUAACAUCCCCUUCUGCACUUGUCAUCAUUUAGUGGUAUAGGACCAUGUUUGAAAGAUAUCAAAUCCUUAAAUAGCCUUUCACUUAGAGCAAGUGUAGUAUCUGUUCUUAGCAGAUUAGUGCUUUCAAAUAGCCUGUAAUAUCAUCCAUUAUUAAAGCUUUACUUGGGAAAGAAUAAGAAUUAGACCCCAAGCCAGACUCUUAGUUUCCCCACAAAUUAUGCAUGUGUUACAAUCUGCCCUUAACAUUAACACUGAUGAGUGUAUCGCUGCUCUGUUCGUGGCAGAGUGUACCUGCUCUCAUUGCGAGGCUGAGAUAAGUGUGAGGUUUGUUUUGCAAUGACAAUGUCGCCUUUUUGACAACAUCGACUGAACCGGACAAAAGGCCAAUUCUUUUUAAGUAAAUCAAGCACUAUUUUUUUCCUUUUUGUAGUUGCCUUACACUGCACAAUUUGGCUGAACUAAAACAAUCAUUUUAGUUCAUGUUCUAGUUUCUUUUGACAGACAAGUCAAAAUACCGGUAAGUGCUGUGUGUAGGGCUGGGUGUCAAACCUCAAUCCGCUCCGAUUACAGACAUAAUUGCGUCCUUAUUGAAUGUUGGCACAGAAUGCUUGCUCAUUGUCAUUUCGUUAUUCUCUGGGCAGAUAUUGCUGUUAAAAAUCAGUUUUGUAACAAAGUUAAGGUAUUGAAAAAAAAUACCAUUUUGGUAUUUUUACAAAAACUUGGGUAUUGAAUAGGCACCUGUAUCGAAAACCUUCAAAUGAUACCCAGCCCUGUACAUAUUUCACUUAUGUAUGUUUGUACCAAACUCUGUGUGUUUCAUGUCAGCAUUAAUCAGUGCUUUAUGCCUCUCUAAGUGCCACUUGGUCGCCCUCAUUUCUGCUUUUUUACAAAGAAAUCUAAUCUCAGGUGAAAAAAGGUAUGUCACAUCCAAAACCUUAAGACUCACCAUGUUUGUUGUUGUUUUUUAAGAGCUGCUGUUUUGUCUAAUUCAGUAUUUUUGAAAUCCCUUUUUCUAUUUUGGUUCUUCCCAAUGUUCCAUGCAGCAUUAUGAAGUUCUUUUUGCGCACACAGAGAAGGCUAUAAAGUAAUAUUCAAUUUGGAGAAGGUUUUUAUGUAAAAGUCCUUUUAAUAAUUCAAGUGGUUCUAAAAAAGGAUUGGUUGGCUGUGUAGCCUCUCUGGAUUACUGAAGGACUUUUUGACCAGGGAGAGUUCAGUUGCAAUAGUUGGACUUACUUGAAAUGUUGGAUUAUCAAUAAAAAAAUGACCUGCUUAAAGUUGUGGCCUAUGAAGUGUAUGUGCAGUCUUUUGAAUGUGAGACAUUGCUGGCCAAUGAUGGGUGACACCUUGUAAGUGAUGCAUUGUGAAAAAGCGCUGUUUGGUUUUGUUCAUAAAUGUAUACUGCAUGUAAUAUUUGUAUUAUGUUUAGCAGUUUUAUUGAAUUGUAAAUAGAGCACUAAUCAAGUAUAACAGACUGUACACUCACACAUAAAGACGUGCAUGUCCAGAAGGUUUUAUACUGUUCAUAAUGGUGAUGAAUGUACAAAUAAAUCUUUGUGAUUGGACAGUGUAACUGAAUAAACUGAAAUGAAAACCUUGA
Messenger RNA from Morone saxatilis (striped sea-bass), 6765 nucleotides. RefSeq names its product pleckstrin homology domain containing, family M (with RUN domain) member 2 (gene plekhm2). Gene Ontology annotation, biological process: positive regulation of membrane tubulation; lysosome localization; regulation of protein localization. The transcript has 20 exons. Bases 525 to 3611 code for a protein of 1028 amino acids. Gene Ontology annotation, cellular component: endosome membrane. The record is from RefSeq and is a predicted model, not a curated record. Gene Ontology annotation, molecular function: kinesin binding. Lineage: Eukaryota; Metazoa; Chordata; Actinopteri; Moronidae.